Messenger RNA from Tripterygium wilfordii, 1528 nucleotides. RefSeq names its product alkylated DNA repair protein ALKBH8 homolog. The record is from RefSeq and is a predicted model, not a curated record. Gene Ontology annotation, molecular function: oxidoreductase activity; RNA binding; demethylase activity. The transcript has 8 exons. Gene Ontology annotation, biological process: oxidative demethylation. Bases 145 to 1179 code for a protein of 344 amino acids. Lineage: Eukaryota; Viridiplantae; Streptophyta; Magnoliopsida; Celastrales; Celastraceae.
ACAAAACUAGGCUUCCUCGAGCCUUCUUCACCGUGUUCUCUCACCUUUGCUUUGUCCAUAAUCAACUACUUCUCAGGUCUCCGUCACCGAUGGCUUGAUUUCUCACGUCUCCGGUGAGCCCAACAGCUUUCUGGUAUAUUACAGAUGGGUCGGCCUAGGUUUAUGCGACCAAAGGGAGAGGAUGGCAAAUCCACACCGAACCUUUUUGUGGCCAAUUGUGGGCCUGCAGUGGGGAUAUCGUAUGCCAGUAUUGCAUCCGUGUUUAGCACUUUUGGGGAAGUUAAAGAAGUAAAUGCAGCCGAUGAGAGUGGUGCCCGUGUUAUCAUUUCUUAUUCUGAAGCCAGUUCUGCUGAAGCUGCCCUAAAAGCAAUGGAUGGACGUCCUUGCCCUGAUCUUGGAGGCCGUUCUUUGCACAUACGUUUUUCAAUUGCACAGCCAUCUUGCUUGGGACCCACACAUGACUUGAUUCCAGUGUCACUCAUGGCUUCUGAGUUGAAUAUUCCAGGCCUGUAUCUGUUGCAUGACUUUGUGAGUGUUGAAGAAGAAAAGGAAUUACUUGCUGCAGUCGAUGAUAGGCGUUGGAUAAAUCUCUCAAAAAGAAGGGUUCAACACUAUGGGUAUGAAUUUUGUUAUGAAACAAGGAAUGUUAAUACGAAGCAGUACUUGGGUGAACUUCCCUCAUUUGUUUCUCCAAUACUUGAAAGGAUACCCUUGUUUAAGAAUGUUGACAGUUCUGCAGGUUUAACUCUGGACCAACUAACGGUUAAUGAGUACCCACUUGGUGUGGGCUUGUCUCCGCACAUAGACACCCAUUCAGCAUUUGACGGAUUAAUUUUUAGCCUUUCAUUAGCAGGGCCAUGCAUUAUGGAGUUCAGGAGGUACUCUGAAGAAGCUGGGCUUCUUGAAGCUUUGUCGACUACUGAUAUUGAAAUGGAACGUUCUGGACAAUGCUCAGACUUUUUAAGGAAGGCUAUCUAUCUUCCUCCUCGCUCAAUGCUUCUUUUAUCUGGAGAGGCACGAUAUGCUUGGCAACAUUACAUUCCACAUCAUAAGAUUGACUUGGUGAAGGAAAGCGUGAUCAGAAGAGGUGCAAGAAGGGUAUCUUUCACACUUCGCAGGGUAAGAAGAGGUCCUUGCCAAUGUGAGUACCCCCAAUAUUGUGAUUCUCAGCGAAGCUGAUAGAGUUUUUUUCACUGAUGGAUAUGGGGGAUUGGAGAUGAAGCGGCAAAUCAAACAAACACUUGACGAACGAGUUGAUAAAUUGUGGUUUCUGUUAAACAACACAACCAUUAGUUCAAGAGGAGGUUUCCCCAUUCUUUUUAGGGGUUUGAGAUUACAUUGUAUCCAGCAAAUCAAUCCUCAAUGAGGUGUCUGGUUCUUACCAAGGGAAAGAGAGAAAAAAAGUGUACAAGGAGAGACCAAUGCAUCAGGUUUUGUUGGGAGUUACUUCAACCAAUACAAUUCGAAGCUUAUUUGUUGAUUUCUCUCUGAUCUUUGAAAUAGAUGGAGAGGUUGAAUUUUUAAAAGA